GCCACCAAAGCGAGCUUCCCCCUCCUCCUUCACGGCUGCUGUGUUCUUUGUUCCUUCCCCUUAACUCUCCUCGCUUUUUCUGCUCUUCAACGCGACUUCCGACGCCGCCAUGUCUGCCGAACACGAGGAACUCAUCGACUACGAGGACGAGAACGACGUUAUCCCCAACGGCGGAGCCGCGGCACCCGCCACGAACGGCGCAGCGAAGGCGGCGGCAGGCGCUGGGGAGGGCGGGGAGGAGAAGCCAGACUUCUCUGGCAUCCACUCGACUGGAUUCAGGGACUUCUUGUUGAAGCCUGAACUGUUGCGCUCCAUUAGUGACUUGGGUUUCGAGCACCCAUCCGAGGUUCAGCAGGAAUGUAUUCCUCAAGCUGUCCUCGGCAUGGAUGUCCUGUGCCAGGCCAAGUCUGGUCACGGAAAGACCGCAGUCUUCGUCCUCGCCACGCUCCAGCAGCUGGAGCCUGUCGAUGGCGAAGUAGCCGUCAUUGUGCUCUGUCACACGCGUGAACUUGCGUUCCAAAUUCGCAACGAGUACACUCGUUUCGCGAAGUACAUGCCGCAGAUUCGCGUGUCUACCUUCUACGGUGGUACACCGGUGUCCAAGGACGCCGAGAUUCUCCGCGACAAGAACGCCUGCCCCCACAUCAUCGUCGCCACCCCCGGUCGCCUGAACGCCCUCGUACGCGACAAGGUCCUGGACGCCAAACACGUCAAGCAUUUCGUUCUCGACGAAUGUGACAAGAUGCUUGAGCAGCUCGACAUGCGACGCGACGUACAGGAGAUCUUCCGCGCGACACCCCACCACAAGCAAGUCAUGAUGUUCAGCGCCACACUCGCCAAGGAGAUCCGCGCGACGUGCAAGAAGUUCAUGGCCAACCCUCUGGAAAUCUUCGUGGAUGACGAGACAAAGCUCACCCUCCACGGUUUACAACAGCACUACGUCAAGUUGGAGGAGGCGCAAAAGAACAGGAAGUUGAAUGACCUGCUUGAUACCCUCGAAUUCAACCAGGUUGUCAUCUUCGUCAAGUCCGUCGCACGAGCGAUCGAAUUGGACAAGCUUCUGGUCUCGUGCAACUUCCCGAGUAUCAGCAUCCACUCCGGCCUGCAGCAGGAAGAGCGUAUCAACCGCUACCAGGCCUUCAAAAAUUUCGAGAAGCGCAUAUUGGUAGCGACGGAUAUCUUCGGUCGUGGUAUUGAUGUCGAGCGCGUGAAUAUCGUCAUAAACUACGACGCGCCGCCGGAUGCGGACAGCUACCUGCACCGUGUCGGUCGUGCCGGUCGCUUCGGAACGAAGGGUCUCGCGAUCACCUUCGUGUCGUCGGACGCCGACCAGCAGGUCAUGGCCGCCAUCCAGUCCCGGUUCGAGGUCGCCGUGCCCGAGCUUCCGGACUUCAUCGAGCCCAGCAGCUACAUGACGGCGUAGAGGCUUUCGCGACGUUGGGACUCUUUUGUUGAGAAUGUGUUGUGUUUUCUUGUGCCUUCGUGUAACCAUAUUCUAAAUCGUCCGAAUCGAGACUCUACUGUGAUUUGUUGAUGUUCGUUAUGCAGUGUGUCUGUUGGUCCUCGC
Messenger RNA from Schizophyllum commune H4-8, 1567 nucleotides. RefSeq names its product P-loop containing nucleoside triphosphate hydrolase protein. Gene Ontology annotation, molecular function: ATP binding; RNA helicase activity; RNA binding. The transcript has 9 exons. The record is from RefSeq and is a predicted model, not a curated record. The coding region runs from base 110 to 1423 and encodes 437 amino acids. NCBI's taxonomy places the organism in Eukaryota, Fungi, Basidiomycota, Agaricomycetes, Agaricales, Schizophyllaceae. Gene Ontology annotation, biological process: mRNA export from nucleus; mRNA splicing, via spliceosome.